ACCACCCUGUGAGCGGGUGUUGUUUGAGCUGUGGUGAGGCCUCCCUGGUGACAUCCAGGAGCAGGGAGCCUGUGGGUCGGGGUGUGUGCACCUGCCCGGACUGAUUGGCCCUGUGGUCCAGGAUGGAGGAAGGGAGCUCUGCCUGCAGCCACCCCAUUUAUAAAGCAUUGUGGUGCCUUCGGUGGGGGUGUGUGCUGAGGGUUACCUCACAGGCACUGCCCUCGGGAAGUUCACAGGCUUGUGUAGAAGCUGGUGGGAAUGUGCCAAGAACAGAGGUGCCAGGAGCCAGGUAUUGGGCAGGUCCCAGGUCUCUGAGCUUCAGUUUCCUUACCUGUAGGAGGUUGGUGACCCUGCCCUGCUCAGCUUACCAGGUACAGGUGUAAGUUUUCAGUACAGAGGAAAAGCAGAGACCUUCCCCUCAGAUAGCCGUCGUGUUCACUGUACUUAACUCUCUUGUCUUGCUUUGUAGCUCUCAGGUGUCACAUGUGGAUCCUGCCCCACUAUCCCUCUUCCCUGUCUAGAAAUGAGGCCUGCUGAGCUUGGAGCCAUCCCAGCAGGACUGGGGGUGUCAGGGGCAGCUCUGUCCCAGGCUGUAGACACUGGGUUUCCCUCCUGCUCUCACAACCAUCCUGUGACCAGGUGUUGUUUGAGCUGUGGUGAGGCCUCCCUGGUGACAUCCUGGAACAGGGAGCCUGCGGGUUGGGGUGUGUGCACCUACCCAGACUGACUGGCCCUGUGGUCCAGGAUGGAGGAAGGGAGCUCUGCCUGCAGCCACCCCAUCCCACUCCUCGCUCUCAAGACGUCUGCUUCUGGGUUAGCCUAUGGCCAGCCUGGCCUGAUUCUACGCAGAUGUGGGUGUUUCUCCACGGCUGGUGUAGCCGUUACCCUUCCUGGGGCCUAGGUCAGCUCUCAGGUGUGGCUGUUGUGCCUGGGCUUCCUUAAGGUUCUGGUAAUCAUUCUAACCCUGACUUCACAUAUCCCAGGAGCCGGCUGACUGUCUUCCUCAUCUUUCCAAUAACUGCUGCAAGAAGGAACAGACACUGCUGCAGAGAACUUGUCAUGGUGUUUCAUGCUGUGGCUGGUGGUGCCAGGCUGCACGCUCCAUUCUAGGGAAGGGCUGGACCUUGGAGAGUGAGGCCCUGAGGCAAGUCAUGGGCACCUGGCUCCUAACCUACAUCUGCGUCUGCACCUGUGUCUGCUCAGGAGUCUCCGUCCCAGGGGAAGGACGAGGGCCAAGGGCUGGAACCUUCACCUGCCUCACCAACAACAUCCUCAGGAUCGAUUGCCACUGGUCUGCCCCAGAGCUGGCCCAGGGCUCCAGCGCCUGGCUCCUCUUCACCAGCAACCAGGCACCUGGCGGCACACAUAAGUGCAUGUUGCAGGGCAGUGAGUGCACUCUACUGCUGCCACCCGAGGCGGUGAUCCUGCCAUCUGACAAUUUCACCAUCACUUUCCACCACUGCGUGUUUGGGAGGGAGCAGGUCAGCCUGGUGGACCCGCGGUACCUGCCCCGGAGACACGUUAAGCUGGAUCCACCCUCUGACUUGCAGAGCAAUGUCAGCUCUGGCCACUGCAUGCUGACCUGGAUCAUCAGUCCUGCCUUGGAGCCAAUGACCACACUUCUCAGCUAUGAGCUGGCCUUCAAGAAGCAGGAAGAGGCCUGGGAGCGGGCCCAGCACAGGGAUCACAUUGUUGGGGUGACCUGGCUUAUACUUGAAGCCUUUGAGCUGGACCCUGGCUUUAUUCAUGAGGCCAGGCUACGUGUCCAGAUGGCCAUGAUGGAGGAUGAUGUGGCGGAGGAGGAACGUUAUGCAGGCCAGUGGAGCGAGUGGAGCCAGCCUGUGUGCUUCCAGGCUCCCCAGAGACAAGGCCCUCUCAUCCCACCCUUGGGGCGCCCAGACAACAUCCUUAUUGCUGUGUCUGUCUUUCUCCUGCUGACUGGCCUGAUCUACCUUCUGUUCAAGCUGUCACCCAGGGUGAAGAGAACCUUCUACCGGAACGUGCCCUCUCCAGCGGCAUUCUUCCAGCCCCUCUACAGUAUGCACAAUGGGAACUUCCAGACUUGGAUGGGGGUCCACAGGACCGGCGUGCUGCUGAACCAAGACUCUGCUGGCACCUCACGAGGAGCCUUGGAACCCAGUGUCCAGGAGGCCAUUGCACUGCUCACCUGUGGCCCACUGUAUCCUUGGAAAUCUGUGUUCCUGGAGGAGGAGCAGGAGAACACCGGGACCAGCGUCCUGGGGAACCUGACCUCAGAGGAUGUGCUGCCAGCAGGGUGUACGGAGUGGAGGGCACAGCCGCUUGCCUAUCUGCCACAGGAGGACUGGACCCCCAUGUCCCCCACCAGGCCAGCUCCCCCAAACUCAGAGGGCGGCAGCAGCAGCAGUGACUACUGUGGUGUCUUGGACUGCUACAGGGGAUGCCACCCCUCAACCCUCCCUAGAAACAUGCAGAGCUCUGGGCCCAUCCCAACCAUGGCCCGUGGCCUUUCCUGUGAGCAUCAGGGCCUGGAGACCCAGCAAGGAGGUGCCUGGAUGCUGGCUGGUCACUGCCAGAGGCCCGGGCUGCAUGAGGACCUCCAGGGCAUGUUGCUCCCUCCUGUCUUCAACAAGCCUCGGUCCUGGACAUUCUAGGUCCCUGAUGCAUCAUGUCCAUUUGGGAAAAUGGACUGAAGUCUCUGGAGCCCUCGUCUGGGACUGAACCUCCUGAGAAGGGACCCUUAGCAGUGUUCAGAGGUCCUGUCUGGAUGGAGGCUGGAGCUGGUCCCAGUGUUUUUCUGAUCCUCCUUUCUAGAGAUUAAAAGGGGCUUGAUGGCUGUUGCAAAGUAUUGAUAACUGGAAGGAGGGGCCAAAGGAGGAGUGAGGGGUAGGGUUUGACCAGUCCCGGGCUUUCUGGGCUCUAGAACUAGCACAGUGGAGGCUCAAUGACUUCUGGGGACAGCAGUGCCUUAAGGAGGGUGCCAUGCAUAAUUUAUGGGUUAGGUGAGUGUCAUCACACAUAUGGGGGGCGGUGAUCAGAUGCAGUAAAGAAUCAUGCUAACACAUACGUUGCAUGAUUAGAAAAUGGCAAUAAGCUCUUCCCUGGGUGGAGACUUUAGUAUUAUCAUGAGGCCAGGGGUAAGUAUUAUCAUAAGGCCACGGCCAUUCUCCUGGUCUUGUGCACCAGCAGGUGACAGAGUCAACUCCCUUAUGGUGGGAUGAUGCUUCUCUUAUUUUUUUCUCAGACAGUUGGCAAGGUCUGGUCAGUUAGUAUGGCACCUGGAGGGCGAUGCUGCAAGGUCUGGUGGUCAGUGGGCAUGUAUGGAACACAUUAGUGGGAGUGGGGCAAGUCCCAUUUCUGCUCUGUCUCAGCAGGCGUACGCUCCCUCUGAAGGUACUAAGGAAGGAUCAGUUUCAGGCCUCUCUUCAUCUUCUGUUAGUUUCUUGGCUUGUGACAGCAAAGCUCCAAUCUUUUUUGUUUUGUUUCGUUUUGUUUUUGAGA
Messenger RNA from Saimiri boliviensis boliviensis (Bolivian squirrel monkey), 3480 nucleotides. It is a transcript of the gene IL9R, whose product is annotated as interleukin 9 receptor. Gene Ontology annotation, molecular function: interleukin-9 binding; interleukin-9 receptor activity. Gene Ontology annotation, cellular component: external side of plasma membrane; membrane. NCBI's taxonomy places the organism in Eukaryota, Metazoa, Chordata, Mammalia, Primates, Cebidae. Gene Ontology annotation, biological process: immunoglobulin mediated immune response; cytokine-mediated signaling pathway. The record is from RefSeq and is a predicted model, not a curated record.